Messenger RNA from Hylaeus volcanicus, 1487 nucleotides. RefSeq names its product serine/arginine-rich splicing factor 1B (gene SF2). Gene Ontology annotation, molecular function: mRNA binding. The record is from RefSeq and is a predicted model, not a curated record. Lineage: Eukaryota; Metazoa; Arthropoda; Insecta; Hymenoptera; Colletidae. Gene Ontology annotation, cellular component: cytoplasm; nucleus; ribonucleoprotein complex. The transcript has 3 exons. The coding region runs from base 683 to 1429 and encodes 248 amino acids.
GGAGGUGAGUUGAAACAACUUUUUCCUUAGCGAAAAUGUCCGAGGCUUCGUUGAGGAGAUAUUAACGGAAAACACUGACCAAUCAGAACGGACGCCUAGUCGCUCCAACGGUAUAAGUGCGCUCUGAUUGGUCGGGGUUUUUUGUUAGUCUCGGACAACAUUUUCGCUAAGGAAAAAGUUGUUUCAAAUCACCUCUCGAACCACCCCUUUCAAGGUGUUACAACAUUUUUGGGACACUCUGUAUAUCUUAAAUAAUAAUAAAACUUUAGAUUAAUUAUGCAAUGUAAUAAAGAACCAUUUACAAAUCUACCUACAUAUAAAAUUUACUUCUAAAUUCGUAUUCAUUUUAUAGUACAUACAACAAAGAAACUCAAUUACGAAUAUUUAUAAUAACUAGGCAAAAUUACAUGUUUUAAAUACCAAUUACCGAUUGGAGGGAGAAAAAAGUAUAAUGCACGGUAAUUGGUUGUUACCCACAUAAAAGUGCCUGAUAGGUUCGUUUAUGUUCGUUUAACGAUCUUGACUUUUCGUGCCUUUCGUGAUCACGCUUCCCCUCGACCGGUACCACCAUCUUGUUUGUUUCAUCAAUAAAGAGUGUGAGACUUCGGAGACGAUUAAAAAUUGCUUUUAAAUUGUUUUUGUUUGUCUUGUGUACGUUAAACGGUAACAAAGAAUCGUUAACAUGUCCCACGGAGGUAGAAACGAAUGCAGAAUUUACGUGGGCAAUUUACCCCCUGAUAUUAGAACGAAAGAUAUUCAAGAUUUAUUCUACAAGUUCGGUAAAGUUAUCUUUGUUGAUUUAAAAAAUCGUAGAGGCCCACCGUUUGCUUUCGUCGAAUUCGACGAUCCAAGAGAUGCCGAGGAUGCGGUACACGCAAGGGAUGGAUAUGAUUACGAUGGUUAUAGAUUAAGGGUCGAGUUCCCAAGAGGUGGCGGUCCUAGUAAUAAUUUUCGUGGUGGACGAGGAGCGGGUGACAGUGGAAGGGGUGGUCGAGGUGAAAUGAGCAAUUCACGUGGUCGUGGGCCACCCGCAAGAAGAUCUCAGUAUAGAGUUCUCGUUACUGGUUUACCUCCAUCUGGUAGUUGGCAGGAUUUGAAGGAUCACAUGCGUGAAGCUGGUGAUGUUUGCUUCGCUGAUGUUUAUAAAGAUGGCACGGGAGUUGUUGAGUUCUUACGAUACGAAGACAUGAAAUAUGCUGUGAAGAAGUUAGAUGAUUCAAGAUUUAGGUCUCACGAGGGUGAAGUAGCCUAUAUUCGCGUGAAAGAAGAUCAUAGCAGUGGCGAUAGGGGCCGCAGUGAAGAUAGAGAGAGGGGUCGAAGUCAUUCGCGAAGUUAUAGCCCACGGCGUCGUGGUUCACCUACCUAUUCACCAUUACGACGUAAUUAUUCGCGAUCAAGAUCUCGCUCCAGAUCUCGUUCAUACGACUAGUGUGUACGUAUAUGUUUCACAUGGUAAUAUAAGUAAAGGCUUAUCAAUAUUUGCUUUA